AUGAAUUUCAAAGACUGUUAUUCCAAAAAUGGCUUGUGUUUGUCUUCCAUAGCGCAGAAACGGCUUCGAAAUAUGACCAGUCAUUCUGCCCGAGUUGGCUCCCUAAGUUGGAACAGCUAUAUCCUGUCCAGUGGAUCACGUUCUGGCCAUAUCCACCCCCACAUCAAAGGAGUUGGGGAAGCAGAACACCAUGUGGCCACACUGAGUGGCCACAGCCAGGAAGUGUGUGGGCUGCGCUGGGCCCCAGAUGGACGACAUUUGGCUAGUGGUGGCAAUGAUAACUUGGUCAAUGUGUGGCCUAGUGCUCCUGGAGAGGGUGGCUGGGUUCCUCUGCAAACAUUCACCCAGCAUCAAGGGGCUGUCAAGGCUGUAGCAUGGUGUCCCUGGCAGUCCAAUGUCCUGGCAACAGGAGGAGGCACCAGUGAUCGACACAUUCGCAUCUGGAAUGUGUGCUCUGGGGCUUGUCUGAGUGCUGUGGAUGCCCAUUCCCAGGUGUGCUCCAUCCUCUGGUCUCCCCACUACAAGGAGCUCAUCUCCCGCCAUGGCUUUUCACAGAACCAGCUGGUUAUCUGGAAGUACCCAACCAUGGCCAAGGUGGCUGAACUGAAAGGUCACACAUCCCAGGUCCUGAGUCUGACCAUGAGCCCAGAUGGGGCCACAGUGGCAUCUGCAGCAGCAGAUGAGACCUUGAGGCUAUGGCGCUGUUUUGAGUUGGAACCUGCACAGCGGCGGGAGUGGGAGAAGGCCAAUGCAGCCAAAAGCAGCCUCAUCCACCAAGGCAUCCGCUGAAGACCAAGCCAUCACCUUAGUUGUUUUUUAUUUUUCUAAUAAAGUCAUGUCUCCCUUCAAAAAAAAAAAA
Callithrix jacchus (white-tufted-ear marmoset) is the source of this 859-nucleotide messenger RNA. The record is from RefSeq and is a predicted model, not a curated record. NCBI's taxonomy places the organism in Eukaryota, Metazoa, Chordata, Mammalia, Primates, Cebidae.